Molecule: messenger RNA, 5755 nt
Organism: Brienomyrus brachyistius
Lineage: Eukaryota; Metazoa; Chordata; Actinopteri; Osteoglossiformes; Mormyridae
Gene: arhgap20
Product: Rho GTPase activating protein 20
Biological process (GO): regulation of Rho protein signal transduction; signal transduction
Molecular function (GO): GTPase activator activity
Source: RefSeq, a predicted model, not a curated record
UUGAAGCUGAAACUUGCAUGAUGUAAUCUGUUGCUGGAAUGUAUAGUUUGGCUUGCAUUAAUGUUCUUGUUAUAUGCACUAUAUAAUGAUCACUAUGAAAGCCUUAUUUCUGAAAUCUGCUCGCUUAAAUGUACGAGAAGAUGAAGAGUCUGACGCAGCGACGGCAGUCCGCCCCGUCUCUGGUCAUCAGCAAAGCACUGACCAGGACCAGAACCAUCUCUAGGGAGUCCUGCCUGUCCCCCAUCAGCCCAGAAGCUUGUCCACUUGUCCAGUCAUUCCUUGGGGGGUCCCGUCUGUUCAUUGCCCAUGGCCACGUCCAAAUGAAAACCGGCCUACAGACCCAAGAGCGCCACCUCUUCCUCUUCAGUGACAUCCUCCUCGUCACCAAAGCCAAGUCCUCCACACACUUUAAGCUGAAAGCUCAAGUGCAUGUGAGCGAGAUGUGGACGGCCAGCUGUAUGGAAGAGGUGUGUGAGGGUAGCACCAGCGCCGAGAGGAGCUUUGUCAUGGGCUGGCCCAUUUCCAACUGCGUGGCCACCUUCAGCUCCACAGAGCAGAAAGACAGAUGGCUGCACUUAAUUCAAAGCCAAAUCAGAGAGGAGAAGGAAAAAGAGAACCCCAAGACUGUGCCACUUAAGGUCUUCAUGAAGGAUACUGAGAGCUGCGCAUAUUCAAAGACAUUACAAAUCAGCAAUUCGGACAGUGCCACUGAGGUCAUUCGCAUGGCGCUUCAGCAGUUUGGGAUUUCGGCUAGUGUGAGGGACUACCGACUGUGGGUGAUCUCCUGUAAGGACGCCGCCCCAUACCCCCUUAUUGGUCACGAGUUCCCCUUCAGUAUCAAGAUGAGUCACAUUCGAGAGCCUCCGGGCCACAUUGCUGGGAGGGAGGCCGCUUCUCCUGUGGGCCAGCGGGGGGUGGGGCUGUUGGCGCAGUCUCCCCCCGACUCGCAGUGCCAGUUCAUCCUCAAGCCGAGCCACGCGGCAGAGGGACACACACUGAUGGAUCCCAUCAGCAAGACCUUCAAGAGGAAACGAUCUUUGCUGAACUGGGCUUUCUGGAAGGGCUCCACCGCGCAUCUGGACGGGCCGCCCGCUUCACCUACCUCGCCGCAGCCUGGAAAGCUCUUUGGCCUGCCGCUCAGCACUGUUUGUCAGGGCGACACCCUCCCGAAGCCCAUAAUGGACAUGUUGGAGGUGCUGUUCCACCACGGCCCGUACACCAGGGGAAUCUUCCGGCGCUCAGCCUCCGCCAAAGCCUGCCGGGAGCUACGGGACAAGCUGGACUCCGGCGCACAAGACAUCCAGCUGGAACAUGAGGCCAUCUUCGUAAUCGCUGCCGUCUUCAAGGAGUUUCUGCGCAACAUUCCUGGGAGCUUAUUGUGCCAAGAUCUCUACAAUCAGUGGGUUGGGGUUUUGGAUGCGGCAGGCGAGGGAGAGGAGGAGCGAGUGCAGGCCACCCAGAGGUUGGUGCAGCGGUUGCCAGGGGAGCACCAGCUCCUUCUGCGGCACGUGUUCACCGUGCUGCACUGUGUGGACCGCCACUCCGAUGGCAACCAGAUGAACGCCUUCAACCUGUCCGUGUGCAUCGCUCCCAGCAUGCUCUGGGCCCCAGUCCCCAGCAGCCCUGAGAUAGAGGGGGGGUACACCAAAAAGGUUUCUGAAGUGGUAUGUUUCCUCAUCGAGAACCAGGCCAAGGUGCUGGGAGAUGACGGCACCGCCCACUUCAGGGAAUUCCCCCAGAAGCGGGGCAGCAGUGACCAGGGAUCCGACGUGUCAUCCUUCCAGAUGAACGACUCGUCUUACGACAGCCUGGAGAACGAGCUGAAUGAUGACACAGAGUCACCGUUCCAGGACCUGCGGCGGCGUAGAGACAAGCAGGACAACUGGAGCCGUGACUCUGUGAUCACGCUGAGCGACUGCGACCUGGACCAGCCUGAUGCCAGGCCGGGCCCCGAACCGGACCUCCUGCAGCUCCCUCCACUAGCCCACUCCAGAAAGUUUAUUCCAGCCGUACGCCAGCUGCACCCCCGGCCACACCCCUAUGGGGACAUGACGGGCCAGGACCUCCUGUGUCCUCCUGGCAGUGGGAGGCGAUUGCGUCGCUCAUCUGAGCCCAACAUUCGCACCCCCCCCGCCUGCCUGCCCGGCUUCCCCCAGGAGCACUCUCCCGUGAUCCGUAAGGCAAGCUACGAUGCUGUGACGGCUGACACCAAGAAGGAGGAGGGAGAGGAAGAGGAUGAAGAGGUGUUUGUGGGGCACAUUUGCAAUCUGAACCUGGAGAGCCAGAUGGAGCCUGACAAUAUCCAGGAUGCCCAGAAGGACAGGAACCAGGACAGGAAGACCACCCAGAGCACCACAGGCCGCAAGCAUAAGCAGCCCCCCCCACUACGCCUGGAUGCCAGCUGCUCAAGCCUGUCCUCUCCUGCAACUUCACCCUCGGCAUCCUCCAUGAGCUCGCUGGACAGUGCUUUCUCACAGUACUCCACUGACUACCCUGUCUUCACUUCAAACGAGCCCUGCGGCAGCUCAGAUGGAGCGCAGGGGAGCACUUCUUACUCCCCUCCUUUCACCUCCUCCAGCACCCCCUGUCCAGCCACCAGCUCCCCAACUCCCUCUAGCCAAUUCUCAGUGACUGUCCCUGUCCUCCCCAUUGCCCAGCCCAAGGAGACAUCUGACUGGGCGCAGCACCGGACUGCUCACGGCCUGCACCCCAACACCUGGCUGAAGAGGGACAGCCGCUUGUCGCUGCUGCAGAAGGACAGGGCGAGUCAGGAGAGUGCGAAGGAGAAGGAGCCUAGCGGCACCCCUAGCACUGGACUCCUUUCCAGGUCCGCAGGUGCUUGCACUGGCCAGGAUGAGACGAAGGAUAAAAAAGAUCGAAAGAGAUCCCAAAACCACGGAGGUUUGUCCAAGCGAAGAUCUAGCUGCCCACCCACAUACCAGCAGGCUGUUCUGCAGAUCCAAAGGUUGCCCUUCUUCCAGGCCAAGGACAAGGCGCUGACUGUGACUGACCCCCAGCAGCUUCAAGGCCAGGACUCUCUGCACAGGCUCACCGUAGCAUCAGACAGCACAGGAAGUGCUGUAACCUGCAGUAACAUGGCAGCUUCAGACAGUGACUGCAGCCAGCCGCCCCAUGCAGUGUUUUUCGGACAGAGCCAGUCCUGUGUGACCCUGCGCAAAUGGCCCGCGCACUCCCUCAGCCCGCCCUCAGCCUUCCCGCGCCGGGCAUCUGAGCCCUCUGUGGUCCUGUCCAGCAGUCAAGAGGAGCCGACUCACCGAAGCGUGUCGGACUGCAGGCUCCGGGUGUCUGCCGUGGACGUACAUGAUGACAGGGCAGGUCGGGACGAGGAGAUGAGCUUCUGCCUGUCUCCUUCUGCCACCAGGGCAGUAGAGAAGUACUUUUCUGCACACACUGACCCAGAAGUGUGUCUGAGUCGCAGCCAAGAAGUGGCUUGGGCUAUCGUCCAGGGCAAACGAGAGUGGCAGAGUAGGAGGUGCAGUGACCCCAAGUUUGAUGACUUUGACCAAAUGUUGUUUGCUGAGGAAUCUUAUGUGUGAAAAAGAGACUCUUUUUAUAUUUUUAGUGUUAUUGUGAAGCUAUGGUGAAGUUAUAGUUGAAAUUCCCUUAUUUGUAUACUUGGGAUCAGGUUUUAUCUGUUGUGUAUUGCUGCCGAUCACCCCCAAAGUGUUUGUAUACUUGCCCACGCAAACACGUCAUUGCAAAUCAUCUGACAUCCAGCUGCUGCUAAAGGCCCGUGUUUGAGGUAUGAGGCUUCGGGGGCUGUGGGCCUCUGAGAUUCGACUCUCUCAUGCCAAGCAGGGGGGUGUUUUUCAUUGUUUCCUUCCUGUUUUGUGACCGGUGAGGACAGGAGGAACCACUUCUUCUCCCCAUUUCUGAGCUCUGUAGUUUCUGAAAUGCGAUGCACAAACACACAUGCAUGCAGGAUGUCUGCCUCGGUCUGUUAUGUAGCAAUAUGGACGUAGAAUAGUGGAGUAUAAAUGUAGGGGACAUAAUGCAUCUAGGCUUACAAAAUUAUCUAGUCUGCCUAUCUUUAAAAAGUAUAAAAUGUAAAAUGUGCAUCUUUAGAACAUAAAAUACCAUUAUAUAUAACUUCAUAUAUAUAUAUAUAUAUAUAUAUAUAUAUAUAUAUAUAUAUAUAUAUAUAUAUAUAUAUAUAUAUAUAUAUAGUGGGGACAACACUGGAUGUGCAGAGCACAUGAAAGAUGUUGUCUAAUGUACAGGUCGUCUGUCGUAGAUCCUGCCUUCAGAACACGCAGUGUGGGAGUGCUGGUCAGUCUUCAGCAGAAGUUUACUGACGCGUCCUCGUGGCUUCUUUAAGUAAUCAAUGAAGGUGUGUGUGAAACGAGGUCAUGUUUGUGCAUAUAUCAUACGUGUGUGUAUGUGGGUGAGAGAGAGCGAGAGAGAGAAAGAGCGAGAACGAGCUCAUAUUGAUCUGGGCUAAUACAGUCCAGUACCAGGAAGGAAUGUGGGAAUGUUUGUCCUGCCGAAAGUUGAAAUAUUUCAUAACAUUUAAUUCUGCUCUACUUUUAAAUCCGGUGCUGCUUUUGAAUAUAGGAAUCUCAGUGUGAGCGUGAGUGUGUGUGUGUGUGUGUAUAUGUGCGGUGUUUAAAGCUCUAGAUGUCAGCGUGUUUGUACAGCCAAUUUUUUCUCGUAAUUUUAUUUUUCCCAAAGUUCUUUUAACAAAUUAUAUUGCUGCCAAUAAUGCACACUUGUAUGAUUUUUGAUAUACGUUAUUGCAGAAAGCAUUCUAUAUAUUAAAUAUAUUCUAUAUUUUCAUUAUUUCCAUUCAUUUUGUUGGAUGUGUAUAGUUGUGUAUUUGUCUGUAUGAUGCUUCAGUGCAAAAUGCAGUCAUUGUAGGAGCUGAAGGAACCUGAAGGUGUAUUUUUGUAUCGGCGAUCCUACUGCUGCUGCCCCAUUUUGGGUGUAUUUACGAUAAAAUCGCCUCAUUUGGUUAUUGUGUUAAUCUGAUGUGUAAUGCACACAUGAAAGGAAUUACAACAAUUAUAAUAAAGCAUCACACUCCUAAUGAAACAUUACACUGAUGCAGUUGCAUCCUCAUUUCCCUGUGCUCUAUGUGGGUGGGUGCGUGUAUGUGUGGUGGAGAAGUUAUUCCUUCCCAGUGCUCCCAGUGCUAGAACCCAGUUCUGGAAAGCUGACUUCUGGUAUGUCAUUCAAUACACAGUCAAAUGUUUGAGAAAUACAUGCCAGUCUCGAGGGAACAAUACUGUCUGUAUGAUAUUAAAUUAACUUACUUCUGGUGCAAUGUUUGAAUUCAGUUAGGCUAAGACUGUUGGUUAAUCCCUGGGGGGGGUAUAUUUCUCCUGGACCAGGUUAGCCAGGUCAGUACUGUUAGUGGAAGCCUCCUCUAAGAGAGAGACCAGAUGCCGAAUCGUACCGUCUCCCUCGCACAUGGUCACGAUGUUAUUCCAAAGGUCAACAUCGCUGUCCAAAAAUAAUUCAUUGACAUGCCGCUUGUGUUGCUGUGUUUGAGGUGGGCCGUAAUAUCCAGACAACAGCAUCUGCUGUUCGCAAGCCUGGAAGACCUAGUCCAAACGCAUGCAAUUGCAUAAUGGAAAUAAAGCUAUUAAACCCACAUGGUUUGGCGUGGCUGACUGUCCAGAAAAGUUUUCCAAGGAUAACAUCUGGCAAGAAGUCUGCACGUGUAUGUCAUACACUAGUUAUAUAAACUAUAUAUGUGUGUUAUGUAAUAAAUGUAUAUAUUCUAAAAUUUAAA